UGCGUGCGCGCGCGCUCAUCACAAGCUGUCACAAACUCAGCACACAAUCACACUGACACACACACACCACACCACGGCACCGCUAGUGAGAAGCAGAGCGGGAGGACACGCGGCGCGGACUGCGAUGGCUCGUGCGCUCGGCGCUUGCGUGCUGCUCGCCGUCCUGCUCGGUGCCCUGGCGCCGGCGCCGGCGCCGGCGGCGGCCGCGCGCGCCCACGACGACCAGGGCAGCGGGGCCGGCAUACGGCAGCCGAGCGGCGAGUACCGCGGGAGGAAGGUGGGGGCCAGGACCGAGGUGCGGGACGUGGAGGGCGACGGCGAGGUGCAGGAGCUCGGCCGGUUCUCCGUCGCCGAGUACAACCGGCAGCUCCGAGAAGGUGGCGGCGGCGGCGGCAGGCUCGAGUUCGGCAGGGUGGUGGCGGCGCAGCGGCAGGUGGUGUCGGGGCUCAAGUACUACCUCCGCGUCGUGGCCGUGGAGGAGGGCGGCGGCGCGGGGAACGGCGGCGAGCGCGUGUUCGACGCCGUCGUCGUCGUCAAGCCCUGGCUCGACUCGCGUACCCUGCUCACGUUCGCGCCCGCGGCCGCCAAGUAAGCGCGGCGCUACCGCCGGUGUAGUGUAGUAUCUCUGGUCUACCCUUCUCGGAGACCAUGGACGCUGAAUAAAGUCUUGUGUGUUUUGUAUAAGCGAAGCGUACUAGAGAGUGAAGAUGGACGAACUCUGCGCUGCCGCGCGCAGAUCGAUGUUUUUUUUUGAAAG
Molecule: messenger RNA, 757 nt
Organism: Zea mays
Lineage: Eukaryota; Viridiplantae; Streptophyta; Magnoliopsida; Poales; Poaceae
Product: cysteine proteinase inhibitor B
Exons: 1
Coding region: 125-592 (155 amino acids)
Molecular function (GO): cysteine-type endopeptidase inhibitor activity
Source: RefSeq, marked validated